AUGAAUCCAAGUAAGUCUUCCUCUAAGAUGAAGAACAAGAAAAUCGCUGGAUCUUCCGACGAACGAGAAACCAUUAUGGAUUCUCCUAUUACUGCUCCUGUUCCCGUAGAAAAUUCAAAGGAACCUUCCAAUUUCGUUGCACCUAUUGUUUCGUGCUUCAACGACCGAAUUCGGCCGCUGAUUGAUGUUGUUGACAAACUACGUCAUCUCAACAUAAUGAAAGAAGGGAUCCAGCUCCCCACCAUUGUUGUUGUUGGUGACCAAUCUUCCGGCAAGUCCAGCGUACUGGAAUCCCUUGCCGGAAUCAGCCUCCCUAGAGGACAGGGUAUUUGCACCAGAGUACCAUUGAUCAUGAGGCUUCAGCAACACUCUGCCCCAAAAACAGAGCUUCGCUUGGAGUUCAAUGGAAAAUCAAUUGUUACAGAUGAAUCCCAUGUCUCUGAAGCAAUAAAUGUAGCAACAGAAGAACUAGCUGGCCAUGGGAAAGGCAUAUCCAAUACCCCAUUGACUUUGGAAGUGAGAAAGAAUGGGGUACCAGAUUUAACCAUGGUUGAUCUUCCUGGAAUAACUAGGGUUCCUGUUCAUGGACAGCCUGAAAAUAUAUACGAUCAGAUUAAGGAUAUUAUAAUGGAGUAUAUUACUCCUGAACAAAGUAUAAUAUUGAAUGUUUUAUCAGCAACAGUGGAUUUCACCACUUGUGAAUCGAUUAGAAUGUCUCAGGUUGUGGAUAAAACAGGGGAGAGAACCUUGGCAGUGGUAACAAAGGCUGACAGAGCUCCUGAAGGACUGAUGGAGAAAGUCACCGCCGAUGAUGUCAACAUCGGACUGGGUUACGUGUGUGUACGAAACAGGAUUGGAGAGGAAUCUUAUGAGGACGCAAGAAGGGAAGAAGCAAGGAUAUUUGAAUCUCACCAAUUAUUGUCGAAGAUUGACAAAUCAAUUGUGGGAAUUCCUGUUUUAGCACAGAAAUUAGUGCAAAUACAGGCUACGAGCAUAGCAAAGAAUUUACCUGACAUUGUGAGGAGUAUUAACGAGAAGUUGAGUGAGAAUUUGUCAGAAUUGAACAAAUUGCCAAAGAAUUUGACCUCAAAUGCAGAGGCAGUGACGGCUUUUAUGAGGAUAAUUAUCUCAGCUAAAGAAACCUUGAGGAAAAUUCUACUAAGAGGUGAGUUCGAUGAAUACCUAGAUGAUAAAAACAUGCAUUGCACAGCUAGAUUGGUUGAAAUGCUGAAUAGGUAUUCUGAAAAGUUAAAUCAGUUUUCAGAAAACGAUUCAGGAAGGAAUUUUCUGAUGGAAGAGCUCAGCAUUCUCGAAGAAUCAAAAACAAUUGGAUUACCCAAUUUCCUUCCUAGGACAGCAUUUCUAGUCUUACUUCAAAGAAAAGUGAAAGCAGUAUCAUCUCUGCCUAUAGGUUUCGUGGAAACCAUUUGGAAUUACUUGGAAAAUGUUCUGACUGCAGUUCUAACGAAACAUUCUUCUAAUUACCACCAGCUCCAGCUGUCCACCAAAAGAGCCGGACAUGUGCUAAUAGCUAAAAUGAAGAAAAGAUCAUUGGAACGAGUGAUGGAGUUCGUAGAAAUGGAGAAACUAACCGAUUACACCUGCAAUCCCGAAUAUGGCACGGAAAGGAACAAGUUGAUUUCGCAGCAAGAAUCAUUCGUAAAACAAGUGUUUGGAAGUUCCGCUCCGAAAAUCAUGAUCAAAGGGUAUGGGGAAGUGGAAGUGGGAGAGCUUCGGCAGUACGAGUAUCUACUUCCACAGGCGUACGAUCUGAGAAUGACAAUGACGGCGUACUGGAAGAUCGUGCAGAAGAGACUAGUGGAUUGCAUGGCACUUCAUCUUGAAUAUAGCAUCAAGAAAUUGAUCGACGAAGAACUUGCAUCGGAAAUCGUGAAUGAAAUAUUGGGUCCAGGGGGGGUUGGGAUCGAGAAGAUGCUGGAGGAAGCUCCGAACCUUUCAUUGAAAAGGGAUAAACUGAAUCGGAGCAUUGGGCGGCUCCGGGAAUCGAAGGAGGUGGUGGCUAACAUUCUUGAUCGGAUUGCGACUUUCGUCGGAUGUUGAAAAAUGGAUUUCGUGUUCUAUAUCUUAAAAAAUUCUGAAAUGCGAAGUUAUGUUAUUUGAUCUUUGAUAUUUCAAUUUACAAAAUUUCGAUUUGUCUUUGCUUUGAUCUUAAAUGUUUGGAUUGAAAAGAAAUUGAUAUGAAUCAACGUUCCAUUCGUUUCUUAA
Molecule: messenger RNA, 2226 nt
Organism: Cucumis melo (muskmelon)
Lineage: Eukaryota; Viridiplantae; Streptophyta; Magnoliopsida; Cucurbitales; Cucurbitaceae
Product: dynamin-related protein 4C-like
Exons: 2
Coding region: 1-2061 (686 amino acids)
Cellular component (GO): cytoplasm; microtubule; membrane
Molecular function (GO): microtubule binding; GTPase activity; GTP binding
Source: RefSeq, a predicted model, not a curated record